This is a messenger RNA of Knipowitschia caucasica, 1071 nucleotides long. The record is from the annotation of a GenBank genome assembly. Lineage: Eukaryota; Metazoa; Chordata; Actinopteri; Gobiiformes; Gobiidae.
AUGGCCGCUGUCCGACUGUGUUUGGUGCUGGUCCUUUUCUCCUGCUCUGGACUCGAGGCUUCCAGAGCGGUCCUGAACCAGGAGCUGUCGUCUCUGUUCAAUGAUCUGUGGAGACUGGACUCAAACCGCAUGGACCCUGGACUGGACUAUACCCUCUCUGUGCAGGGCAGAGCAGGGUUUGUGAACCAGGGCAGUACCAUCGUCCCAGACCGUGCUCCGCUCCCACUGUUCUCCUUCGUCAACGAAACAAAACUGGAAACUAUCACAACAUUCUCCAAUUUGAUUAAACUGUUAAAUAAUUACGAACGAUCGACGGGAGUCGCUGAAACUGUCACGACCGAAGAACUGCAGGAAAUCAACAAGUUCGUGGACUCAGUGGUACAGACUCCGGUCAUGAAGCGUGCCCAUCAAUUCCUGGUGACCAAACGCCUCGUCAGCUCCGACGUGAGAAGCUUCAAGAACAAACUGAACCGGAUCUGGUUCCAUCUUUACCGGCGCCAGAGGAACAGCCAGCUGGACUCCUGCGGCUUCGAGCACGUCUUUGUGGGAGAAACUCGCUCUGGAAACGAACUGAUUGGUUUCCACAACUGGGUCCAGUUUUACCUCCAGGAGAAAGCUCUGGACCUGGAUUAUAAAGGAUUUAAGUCUGGACACCAGGACUUUCCGGACCAGGACGACCAUGUGCUGAACCUGCAGUUCACGUGGCACGGCGUGGUGAAGCCUGUGGGCAGUGCCUUCAUUGGGACCAGUCCUGAGUUUGAGAUGGCUCUGUACACUGUGCUGUUCCUGCUGAGCACAGAGAAGAGCACCACGGUCCUGGUCAACAUCGACCAGUGUCAGAUGGAGCUGGUGGUCGUCAGACACGGAGCCUCCAUCCAGACGGCCUACCCCAAACUGCUUAGCAGCAACAGCAGACACCUGCAGCAGGGGAACCAGGGCCAGCAGUACCAGCACCAGGCCCAGCAGUACCAGCACCAGGGCCAGCAGCACCAGCACCAAGGGCAGCAGUACAACCAGCAGUACAACCAGUACCAGGGGCAGCAGCAGGGGCAGCAGUCUCACUCUCACUGA